Molecule: messenger RNA, 1103 nt
Organism: Vanrija pseudolonga
Lineage: Eukaryota; Fungi; Basidiomycota; Tremellomycetes; Trichosporonales; Trichosporonaceae
Gene: Drg2
Product: Developmentally-regulated GTP-binding protein 2
Exons: 11
Coding region: 1-1038 (345 amino acids)
Biological process (GO): cytoplasmic translation
Cellular component (GO): cytoplasm
Molecular function (GO): GTPase activity; GTP binding
Source: RefSeq, a predicted model, not a curated record
AUGGGUGUCCUUCAAAAGAUUGAGGAUAUCGAGAUGGCCAAGUACCGCGCUCAGCUGCUGGAGCCCGAGAAGAAGGGCCCCAAGGGAGAAGGCUUUGAUGUUAUGAAGUCGGGCGAUGCCCGUGUGUGUUUGAUCGGAUUCCCCUCCGUCGGCAAGUCGACUCUUCUGUCCAAGACGACCAAGACCGAGUCGGUGGUCGGAGCGUACGAGUUCACGACGCUCACAGCUAUUCCCGGUGUUCUUGAGUAUGAGGGAGCCCGCAUUCAGCUUCUCGAUCUGCCCGGUAUUGUGCAGGAUGCCGCCAAGGGUCGCGGACGUGGACGACAGGUCGUCUCAGUCGCCAAGACGGCCGACCUGAUUCUCAUUAUGAUUGACGCCACCAAAUCGGACGAGCAGAAGGCGAUGCUUUACGCAGAACUCGAGGCCGUUGGAAUCCGUCUCAACACCGCACCCCCAGAUGUCGUGUUCAAGCAGAAGACUGCCGGUGGUAUCACGAUCAACAACACUGUCAAGUUGACCAAGAUCGACGAGCGCACGAUUCGCUCGAUUCUGCAGACGUACAGGAUCCACAACUGCGACGUGAUGAUCCGCGAGGACAUUACCACUGACGAGUUUAUCGACGUCCUGCUCGGAACACGCAAGUACAUCCCAUCCCUGACUGUUAUCAACAAGAUCGAUGGCGUCUCCAUGGAGACGCUGGAUCGCAUGGCACGCGAGGGCGAUGGACGGACAGUCAUGAUCAGCUGUGAGCUUGAUCUCGGCAUUGACUGGCUCCUGGAGGCUGUUUGGAAGGAGCUGGGCCUGGUGAAGGUCUACACAAAGAAGCGUGGAGAGCAGCCAGACCUCGGCGACCCCAUCUGCUUGAGGGCAGGCGCUACCGUCGAGACGGUUUGUCACGGUAUCCACCGCAGCCUGGCUUCGCACUUCAAGUAUGCUCUCGUUUGGGGCAAGUCGAGCAAGUUCAACCCCCAGCCUCAAAAGGUCGGUUUGACCCACCACGUCCAGGACGAGGAUGUUGUCAGCAUUUUCACCAAGUAGGCGCCUCAUUCAGCACAGACCAAUCGACGAUCUCAACUGCAGUUUGUAGACGACCAAGGCGAAGA